UAAUAACCUACAAUACAACACGCGUUCUCUUGCUAUAUUCGAAUUACGUCGCAAGAUUUAUUAGUGAUUUAUUAAAUAAAAUUAGUAACAAUGGUGCGUCGACAAAACAAUCAACUACCAGACAACCUCCCACAACUACAGAAUUUAAUCAAGCGUGACCCCCAGUCCUAUCAUGAAGAAUUCACUCAACAAUUACAACAUUUCAACAACACAGUGGAAGUCUUCGAACUCAACCCAGAACAACAAAAUAAAUCCCUUGAUGAGCUUGCUAUGUUCAUGGCACAGGUAGCACAGUGUUACCCAACGGAACUACAAGAUUUCCCACAAAAACUUAUAAAUUUAUUAGAAAAACACAACACUGUCUUGGAAAACAGCAUGAGGAUGACUUUCUGCCGAGCAUUAAUCCUCCUCAGAAACAAAAACCUCCUUGCCCCCACAGAUCUUCUAGAAUUAUUCUUCAAACUCCUGAGAUGUCAGGACAAAGCCCUCAGGAGUUUCCUAGAGCAACACAUUGUCACAGACAUCAAAAACCUGAAUUCCAAACAUAAAAAUGUGAAACUCAACACAACUCUUCAAAAUUUCAUGUUUACCAUGCUCAAGGACACAAAUUCAAGAGCAGCCAAGAUGUCGCUUGAUAUUAUGAUUGAUCUCUACAAGAAGAACGUCUGGAACGACGCAAAAACAGUCAAUGUCAUUGCCACAGCUUGUUUUUCAAAAAUCAUCAAAGUACAAGUCGCUGCAUUGAAAUUCUUCCUUGGAAAGGACCCAGACGAGAAGGAUUCCGACGAUGAUGACUCCGAUAAAGAAAUAGACCCCCGCGAAGUGAUGAUGGCGAAUAAAGUCAACAAAAAAACCCGCAAACGCGAGAAACAACUCGUGAAAGUCAAGAAAGGAGUGAAAAAACAACAGAAAAAGAAAUCCAACGCAGUUAGCUUCAAUUUCUCCGCAUUACAACUCGUGCAUGAUCCACAGGGAAUGGCAGAGAAAUUAUUUAAACAAUUAGAAACAUCCACGAAAAGAUUCGAAGUGAAAUUAAUGACUUUGGAUGUUAUUUCCAGAUUGAUCGGCUUGCAUGAUUUAUUCCUGUUUAAUUUCUAUCCGUAUUUGCAAAGAUUUUUCCAACCACAUCAACAGGAAGUCACGAGGAUAUUACAGUUCACUGCGCAGGCGUGUCACGAGUUGGUUCCACCCGAUGUGAUUGAACCCGUGCUGAAAACAAUCGCGAAUAAUUUCGUCACUGAGAGAAACUCCAGUGAUGUUAUGGCGAUUGGUUUGAAUGCUAUCAAGGAGAUAUCAUCAAGGACUCCGUUGGCUAUGAGUGAAGACUUAGCGCAGGAUUUAGCCAUGUAUAAAACUUACAAGGAUAGGUCGGUUAUGAUGGCGGCCAGGUCGCUGAUUCAAUUGUUUAGACAUGUAAGGCCUGAAUUAUUACAUAAAAGAGAUAGAGGUAGGCCUAAUGAAGCAGCUGAAGAGUUAGAGAAGUUGGAAUAUGGUCAGGUUAAUGCUAAAGACUUUAUUUCGGGUGCGGAGGUGUUAAUGAAGGAAACACACGAUGAAAUUGAGAUUGAUUCGGAUUCUGCGUCGGAUGAUGAAGAAUGGGUUGAUAUUAAACAUUCUUCUGAUGAAGAAGAUGAUCAGGAAGAUAAUUCAGAUGAAGAAAUUGAUGAUGAUGAAGAUAUAGAUGAGGAAAGUGAUGAAGAAGGUGAAGAAGUUGAUUCUUCGCCUAAGAAACCGAAGUUAAAAGGUAAAGAACGCAAGGUUUUAUCGAAAAAGAUAAAAACCGAGCAGGCACAACAGGUUUCCAUUGGUAGAUUAUUAACUGAUGAAGAUUUCAAGAGGAUUGAUAUAGCUAAUGCUAAGAAACAAGUAACAACUGCUUCUAAAGGUAUAAAACGUAAGCUGGAAGAAGAAAACGCUAAGAAAGAUCCGAGUGGGUUGGUAAAACUCGGUGAUAUUGAGAAUAUCUACAAGAAACGUAAACAUGAUAAGCAAGCGCGUAUUGAAGCAGUGCGUGCGGGUCAAACCGAUCGCGAAAAGUUUGGUUAUAAAGAUGGCCGUCAGAAUGAGCAUUGUUCGAAGACAAAUCGUGAAAAGAGGAAGACUAAAGCUUAUCAGAUGAUUAGGCAUAAAGCUAAGGGUAAAGUAAAGCGCAGUUUUAAGGAUAAACAAAUUGCGCUGAGGAAUCACUUGACAAAGUUGAAGAAAAUGCGUUAAUUUUACAUAAAAUAAUAAUUAAAAAAAUUAUGUAAGUCGAAAUGAAUUGAAUUGUAUUGUAUUGAGGAAUAAAGUGGAUUUAUAGUAUAA
Molecule: messenger RNA, 2304 nt
Organism: Dalotia coriaria
Lineage: Eukaryota; Metazoa; Arthropoda; Insecta; Coleoptera; Staphylinidae
Gene: Mys45A
Product: SDA1 domain containing protein Mys45A
Exons: 1
Coding region: 91-2214 (707 amino acids)
Biological process (GO): ribosomal large subunit export from nucleus; ribosomal large subunit biogenesis
Cellular component (GO): nucleolus
Source: RefSeq, a predicted model, not a curated record